AUGGACAAACUGACCAUCAUCUCAGGAUGCCUCUUCCUGGCCGCCGACAUCUUCGCCAUCGCCAGCCUGGCGAACCCGGACUGGAUCAACACCGGCGAGUCCGCGGGUGCUCUCACAGUUGGCCUUGUGCGACAGUGUCAAACCAUCCAUGGACGUGACAGGACCUGUAUUCCUCCACGGCUGCCUCCUGAGUGGGUUACUACGUUAUUUUUCAUCAUUAUGGGAAUCAUUUCACUAACUGUCACAUGUGGUUUGCUGGUGGCUUCCCACUGGCGAAGAGAAGCUACUAAAUAUGCCCGCUGGAUAGCUUUCACUGGAAUGAUUCUAUUCUGUAUGGCAGCCCUAAUAUUCCCAAUAGGAUUUUACAUCAAUGAAGUUGGAGGUCAACCAUAUAAAUUACCCAAUAACACAGUGGUUGGGUCUUCAUAUGUACUGUUUGUCUUAUCCAUUUUCUUUACAAUAGUGGGACUUCUAUUUGCUGGCAAAGUUUGUUUACCUGGCUGAUGAAUGUCGGAACUGCAGGACUUUAUUUUGGAAAAGAACAAGACAUCAGAAUUGCAUUCUCAGGAGGAUGCCUAGAUCAGACUAUCAAACACUUACUGAAAAGAGGAAUACUUUGACUUGUUCUCACUAUGCACUUUGGAUGAAAAAAAGGAGAGCCUUUCCCAUAACCAAAUACAGACAACAUUGACUAAUCUCCUGAGCAUAUUUUAAUGCAGUCAGGUCUGCACUGUGAUAGGAACUAGU
Gavia stellata (red-throated loon) is the source of this 747-nucleotide messenger RNA. RefSeq names its product modulator of smoothened (gene MOSMO). The record is from RefSeq and is a predicted model, not a curated record. The transcript has 3 exons. The coding region runs from base 1 to 504 and encodes 167 amino acids. Gene Ontology annotation, cellular component: Golgi apparatus; ciliary membrane. Gene Ontology annotation, biological process: negative regulation of smoothened signaling pathway. Lineage: Eukaryota; Metazoa; Chordata; Aves; Gaviiformes; Gaviidae.